This is a messenger RNA of Cyclopterus lumpus (lumpfish), 690 nucleotides long. It is a transcript of the gene nanos3, whose product is annotated as nanos homolog 3. Gene Ontology annotation, biological process: oogenesis; negative regulation of translation. Gene Ontology annotation, cellular component: perinuclear region of cytoplasm. Gene Ontology annotation, molecular function: mRNA binding; zinc ion binding. Bases 1 to 690 code for a protein of 229 amino acids. NCBI's taxonomy places the organism in Eukaryota, Metazoa, Chordata, Actinopteri, Perciformes, Cyclopteridae. The transcript has a single exon. The record is from RefSeq and is a predicted model, not a curated record.
AUGAGCGGCAUGGUUUGGGGACUCUCGCAUUCCCUGCCGUGCUUCAUGGAGUCAGAAAGCAAAAGUUUCCAGCCCUGGAGAGACUACAUAGGACUGUCGGACACAAUCGGAGAGAUCCUGGGCCGGCACACGGCCACUGAGUCCCGACUACCAGCCUCCAAAGCGCCACUCUCAGAACCUGAUGGCCUGUGCGAGGCCCUGAUGUCUGUGCGCAUUAACGCAGUUUGCCAAAGCAGUGGCCUCGGGGCAGACUGUGCGCCAAGUCUCUGCGGGGAAUCGACGCCGCCAGGUACUUCGGCUGAUCAACGUCCGCCUGAUGGUUGGUGGUACGCUACAAACACCUUUCGUGCUGAUGCACCAGGCGCAGUAGAUUUAAAUCUUCUACCAAGACCGCCGGGCUCCCGUGGACCAAAAGAACGCAAGAAACCCACUCGUUUCAAAACUCCCGAACCACCAUUGUCUGCGUCACCUGAGCGCAUGUUCUGCAGUUUCUGCAAGCACAACGGGGAGUCCGAGUUGGUGUGCGCAUCCCACUGGCUGAAGAACCAGGCCGGAGAUGUGUUGUGUCCCUAUCUGCGGCAGUAUGUGUGUCCUCUGUGCGGGGCCACGGGGGCCAAAGCUCACACCAAGCGCUUCUGUCCGAAAGUGGACAGCGCGUACAGCUCCGUGUACGCAAAGUGCAGACGCUGA